AUGGAUAACGUCCUCCCUGUGGACUCAGACCUCUUCCCAAAUAUCUCCACCAACACCUCGGAGCCCAACCAGUUUGUGCAGCCGGCCUGGCAAAUUGUCCUUUGGGCAGCUGCCUACACAGUCAUUGUGGUGACCUCCGUGGUGGGCAACGUGGUGGUGAUGUGGAUCAUCUUGGCUCACAAGAGAAUGAGGACAGUUACUAACUAUUUCCUGGUGAACCUGGCCUUCGCAGAGGCCUCCAUGGCUGCAUUCAAUACGGUGGUGAACUUCACUUAUGCUGUCCACAACGAGUGGUACUACGGCCUGUUCUACUGCAAAUUCCACAACUUCUUCCCCAUUGCUGCUGUCUUUGCCAGUAUCUACUCCAUGACAGCUGUGGCCUUCGAUAGGUACAUGGCCAUCAUCCACCCCCUCCAGCCCCGGCUGUCGGCCACAGCCACCAAGGUGGUCAUCUGUGUCAUCUGGGUCCUGGCUCUCCUCCUGGCCUUCCCCCAGGGCUACUACUCAACCACAGAGACCAUGCCCAACCGAGUGGUGUGCAUGAUCGAAUGGCCAGAGAAUCCCAACAAGAUUUAUGAGAAAGUGUACCACAUCUGUGUGACUGUGUUGAUCUACUUCCUCCCCCUGCUGGUGAUAGGUUAUGCGUACACUGCAGUGGGCAUCACACUGUGGGCCAGCGAGAUCCCUGGGGACUCCUCUGACCGUUACCACGAGCAAGUCUCUGCCAAGCGCAAGGUGGUUAAGAUGAUGAUUGUUGUUGUAUGCACCUUUGCCAUCUGCUGGCUGCCUUUCCACAUCUUCUUCCUCCUGCCUUACAUCAACCCUGAUCUCUACCUGGAGAAGUUUAUUCAGCAGGUUUACCUGGCCAUCAUGUGGCUGGCCAUGAGCUCUACAAUGUACAACCCCAUCAUCUACUGCUGCCUCAAUGACAGGUUUCGUCUGGGCUUCAAGCAUGCCUUUCGGUGCUGCCCUUUCAUCAGUGCUGGUGACUAUGAGGGGCUCGAAAUGAAAUCCACUAGGUACCUCCAGACGCAGGGCAGUGUGUAUAAAGUCAGCCGCCUGGAGACCACUGUCUCCACAGUGGUGGGGGCCCAUGAGGAAGACCUGGAGGAAGGCCCUAAGGCCAUGCCUUCAUCCCUGGACAAGACCUCCAAUGACUCCUCUCGCAACGACUCUAAGACCAUGAUGGAGAACUUCAGCUUCUACUCCAACAUGCUCUCCUAG
Messenger RNA from Balaenoptera acutorostrata (minke whale), 1224 nucleotides. RefSeq names its product tachykinin receptor 1 (gene TACR1). Gene Ontology annotation, cellular component: sperm midpiece; plasma membrane. The record is from RefSeq and is a predicted model, not a curated record. The transcript has 5 exons. Gene Ontology annotation, molecular function: substance P receptor activity. Lineage: Eukaryota; Metazoa; Chordata; Mammalia; Artiodactyla; Balaenopteridae. The coding region runs from base 1 to 1224 and encodes 407 amino acids. Gene Ontology annotation, biological process: positive regulation of flagellated sperm motility; G protein-coupled receptor signaling pathway.